AUGCUGGCCUUGCUAGCCGCCACCUUUGUCCUGGUCGCCGGCAGAAGCUCCUCAGCCCCCGGCCAAGAAGCGCAGGCGACCCGGUUCGUUUGCACUUCCAUCCCGUUGGACGCGGACCCGACCUGCCCAGUGCCGGCGAUGCCAAUACAGGUGGGCUCGUCCCAGGAGCAAGACCUGCGCGCCACCGUGAUGCAGCUCAGGGAGACCAUCCUGCAACAGAAGGAGACCCUCAGCAACCAGAAGGAGACCAUCAAGGAACUGACCGGCAAGCUGAGCCGCUGUGAGAGCUCCCAAAUGGAAGCCAAGAAUAAAGGAAGCCGAAGGAAACUGUUUGACAGGACGCACGGCAAGGACACGAUGGGCGAUCUCCCCAGAGAUCACAGCAAAGUGGUCGAUCACCUGGGCAGGACCAUACAGACUCUGAAAGACAGACUCGGCAGUCUGGAGCAACAGACACGUCCCGAUCUCUCCAACCAGGCUUUCCCUAGUGACCUCCGUGAACAGCUUCAGAGGAAGCUUGGGGAUUUGGAGAAUCAGCUCCUGAACAAAGUCUCUGAACUUGAAGACGAGAAGUACCUGCUUCUGAAUGAGACAGCAGCACACCGUUACAAGACAGAAUCUGUCCUGAACGCCUUGCACGAAAGAAUUACGGAAUUGGAGAAAGAGAGCAGUGGGUUUAAGUCACCUGAUGAUUUCAAGGUAUCGCUACCUUUGCAGACUAAUUACCUGUACGCUAAGAUUAAGAAGAGCCUGCCUGAGAUGUACGCCUUCACCGUCUGCAUGUGGAUUCGAUCCAGGCUAUCCCCCAGUAUUGGAACACCCUUCUCUUACGCUGUGACUGGACAGUCAAACGAAAUUGUGCUUAUUGAUUGGGGAAAGAAUUCGAUAGAAUUGCUUAUUAAUGACAAGGUAACCCAACUGCCCAUCGAUAUCAAUGAUGGCAUGUGGCAUCACAUCUGCAUAACGUGGACCACGAGAGAUGGCAUGUGGGAGGCUUAUCAAGAUGGCCAGUUGCGUGGCACAGGGGAGAACCUAGCUCCUUGGCAUCCAAUCAAAGCGGGCGGUGUCCUCAUCCUAGGCCAGGAGCAGGAUGCAGUUGGCGGGAGGUUCGAUGCAACGCAAGCGUUUGUCGGCGAACUGAGUCACUUCAACAUCUGGGACCGCAUUCUCGCCUCUGAGGUUAUCCGGAGCAUAGCCAACUGUUCUGCCAACUUGGCCGGCAAUAUCAUUCCCUGGAUUGACAACAACGUGGACGCAUUUGGUGGAGCGACCAAGUUGCCAUUGGAGACCUGCCAGGAACGUUUGGUUAGUUCCUGA
Molecule: messenger RNA, 1317 nt
Organism: Pristis pectinata (smalltooth sawfish)
Lineage: Eukaryota; Metazoa; Chordata; Chondrichthyes; Rhinopristiformes; Pristidae
Product: neuronal pentraxin-2-like
Exons: 5
Coding region: 1-1317 (438 amino acids)
Source: RefSeq, a predicted model, not a curated record